AUUUAUUUUGUUUCCUUCAUCAUAUAGACUUCCUAUUCACCUCUCAUCUCUCUCUCUCUCUCUCUCCUAAUUUCAAAAGUUCCACUUUUGAGAAUCUCCGGCCUUCCGCCGGAACCCCCCCCACACAUAUAUUUCGCCACUGGAUCUCUCUUAUAAUCUUCCCUAGGGUUUCCCAUUCUCUCUCUCUCUACAAUCUCGAUCCCCACUCCUUCGAUCCGAUUUCGACAUCAUUGAUUUAUAUAUAUUUGAAUUUGUGUUUGUUUGUUCGUUUGAGUGAUUGAUUCAGCGAAUCCAUGGAUGCGAUCGAGGAAUUGGCUCAGCUUUCCGAUUCUAUGAGGCAAGCUGCUGCGUUACUUGCCGACGAAGAUGUUGACGAAAACUCACCGUCCAGGCGGAAGUCUACGUUCCUCAACGUCGUUGCUCUCGGCAAUACUGGUGCGGGUAAAUCAGCUGUUUUGAACAGUCUAAUUGGACAUCCUGCUCUUCCAACUGGUGAAGGUGGUGCUACUCGUGCUCCUAUAUGCAUCGAUUUAGCAAGGGAUAGUUCCUUAAGCAGCAAAUCAAUUAUUUUGCAGAUUGACAGCAAAAACCAACAGGUUUCUGCAAGUGCUCUUCGGCAUUCUUUACAGGAUAGGCUAAGCAAAAGUUCAGGGAAGAGUCGCGAUGAAAUAUUUUUGAAACUCCGCACUAGUACAGCUCCACCAUUGAAAUUAAUUGAUUUACCGGGAGUCGAUAAAGGAAGUUUUGAUGACUCAUUGAGUGAGUAUGUAGAACACAACGAUGCGAUAUUGCUAGUUGUAAUACCUGCUGCCCUGGCACCAGAAGUUUCCUCAUAUAAAGGCCUCAGACUUGCGAAGGAAUAUGAUGGAGAAAGUACCAGAACUAUUGGUGUUAUUAGUAAAAUAGAUCAAGCGGCUACAGAGCCAAAAACCCUUGCAGCCGUUCAGGCUCUUCUACUGGGUCAGGGACCACGCAGUACCUCUGACAUUCCCUGGGUUGGUUUGAUUGGUCAAACAGUUGCAAUUGCUUCAACACAAUCAGGCAAUGUUGGGUCUGAAAGCUCGUUAGAAACAGCUUGGCGUGCUGAGAGUGAAAGUCUAAAAUCUAUACUAACAGGAGCCCCUCAAAGCAAGCUUGGCAGAUUAGCUUUGGUGGAGACCCUUGCUCACCAAAUUCGUAACCGUAUGAAAGUCAGGCUUCCUAAUCUUCUCUCAGGGCUUCAGGGAAAGUCUCAAGUAGUGCAAGAUGAGUUAGUAAGGCUUGGUGAACAAAUGGUUAAUAGUUCUGAAGGUACAAAAGCUUUGGCAUUGGAGCUUUGCCGUGAAUUUGAGGAUAAAUUUCUCCUACACAUUACAACUGGUGAGGGUAGUGGUUGGAAAGUUGUUGCUAGUUUUGAGGGCAACUUCCCUAACAGGAUUAAACAGCUGCCUUUAGACAGACAUUUUGACUUGAACAAUGUCAAAAGGAUUGUGCUUGAAGCAGAUGGUUAUCAACCCUAUCUUAUUUCCCCUGAGAAAGGAUUGAGGUCUUUAAUAAAAGGUGUUUUAGAGCUGGCAAAAGAACCUGCACGUCUUUGUGUUGAUGAGGUGCACCGCGUACUCGUGGAUAUAGUUACGGCAGCUGCAAAUGGUACACCAGGUCUUGGAAGAUAUCCUUCUUUUAAGAGAGAGGUUGUGGCAAUUGCAAGUGCGGCAUUGGACGGUUUUAAGAAUGAAGCAAAGAAUAUGGUGAUCGCUCUUGUUGAUAUGGAGCGUGCAUUUGUUCCUCCACAACACUUCAUCCGUUUGGUACAGAGGCGGAUGGAUAGGCAGCGGCGAGAGGAUGAGCUAAAAAACCGAUCUUCUAAAAAGGCACCUGAUGCGGAGCAAUCCAUGUUAAAUAGGGCCACUAGUCCUCAAACUGGGGGCCAGCAAACUGGGGGAAGCUUAAAAUCAAUGAAGGAUAAACCCAGUCAGCAAGAUAAGGAUGCACAAGAGGGAUCAGGCUUGAAGACUGCUGGGCCUGAUGGGGAGAUAACAGCAGGUUUCUUAUUGAAAAAAAGUGCAAAAAAGAAUGGGUGGAGUAGAAAAUGGUUUGUUUUAAAUGAGAAAACUGGAAAGCUUGGAUACACCAAAAAGCAGGAAGAAAGACAUUUUCAUGGCGUUAUCACCUUGGAGGAAUGUAAUAUUGAAGAAGUGUCUGAUGAAGAAGAGGCCCCUUCAAAAAGUUCCAAGGACAAAAAGGCGAAUGGACCAACACCCAGUCUUGUAUUCAAGAUUACAAGCAAGGUUCCAUAUAAGACUGUUCUUAAAGCUCACAGCGCUGUUGUGUUGAAGGCUGAGAGUCCGGCGGAUAAGGUUGAGUGGUUAAAUAAGUUAGGAAAUGUGGUCCCUGCUUCUAAAGGAGUUCAACUGAAGGGUGAAUCUGGUGUUUCAAUGCGGCAGAGUCUUUCUGAUGGUUCACUUGAUACAAUGGCAAGACGACCUGCUGAUCCAGAGGAAGAACUUAGGUGGAUGGCCCAAGAAGUACGUGGAUAUGUUGAAGCUGUUCUGAACAGCCUUGCGGCCAAUGUCCCGAAAGCAGUGGUUCUUUGCCAAGUGGAGAAAGCCAAGGAAGACAUGCUUAAUAAGUUGUACAGUUCAGUCAGUUCUCAAAGUACAGCAAGGACUGAGGAGUUGCUCAUGGAGGACCAAAAUGUAAAGCGCAGGAGGGAACGUUAUCAGAAACAAUCCUCUCUUCUUUCGAAGCUCACUAGACAACUGAGUAUUCAUGACAAUCGAGCAGCUGCAGCAUCUGGCAUGUUGGAUGCCGAUAAUGGCCCAGAAAGCAGUCCAAGAACAAGUGGACCCGGUGAGGAUUGGAGAAAUGCAUUUGACGCUGCAGCCAAUGGUCCAACUGACUCAUACAGUGACUCAUCUAGGUACGGGUCCAACGGUCACAGUCGUAAGAGCGACCCCUCCCAAAACGGCGAUCUAAGCUCAGGCUCCAAGUCAAGCAACCGACGCUCCACCCCUAACCGGUUGCCUCCAGCACCACCCGGCUCUUACAAGUAUUAGACAAAUUUCAGGACAGAUCAAAUUCAUGCAUUCUUGUCAGGUGAGUGUUUGCGCUCUUGCUCACCCCAAAAUUUGAGCUCUUGUUGAGCUCAAAUUAUGUUAUGGUAGCUUUUGUAUAAUUGGAAAUGUGUCUGUAGAUAGAUUGCAGUUAUUAUUAUUAUUAUUAUUUUUUAAAUUUCUAAUGUUCUCACAGCUGCUGGAUUUUGAGGUGUACCAAAUUCAUUGAGAUUUCUCCUUUUUUCUCUUUUGAGGGGUUGCCAUCUGUUUUCCUAUCUAUGGUGGGUGCUACAUAUGUAAUUCUAUCAAACUUCAUUGGGGAAAAAAAAAAAUCCCUUCUUUCAUAUUUGUUUGUUA
Messenger RNA from Camellia sinensis, 3389 nucleotides. RefSeq names its product dynamin-2A. Gene Ontology annotation, molecular function: GTP binding; microtubule binding; GTPase activity. Gene Ontology annotation, cellular component: membrane; microtubule; cytoplasm. The record is from RefSeq and is a predicted model, not a curated record. NCBI's taxonomy places the organism in Eukaryota, Viridiplantae, Streptophyta, Magnoliopsida, Ericales, Theaceae.